AAACCUCUCUCAAUAUGUUGUCUGGGAUAAAGUGGCUUUUCUGGUUUCUUGUCAGUAUAUCUUCAAAUGCUACAUAUAUACAGGAGAGGGAUAUUUAGAAGAAAUUACAGUUUCUUUUAUGGACAAAAUAUAAGCAAAACUCUGUGAUUUCUUGUUUACAUUUUUUCCCCCCUAAAUUUCCAUGGCAGGGAUUUCAGCAGAGGAGAUUAAGGAUGCCAGGUUUGUGUACCUGGAAAUUGAAGCCCAAAACUUGGACAAAAAGGAUUUCUUAGGUAAAUCGGAUCAAUUUCUGGAGUUGGACAAGCAGAGCAAUGCUGGAGCAUGGCAGCUUGUGUACAGAGCAGAGGUCAUCAAGAACAACUUAAAUCCAUGCUGGAGGAAGUUCAGUGUUCCCUUGCAAACUUUCUGUGGUGGAGAUUUUAAUAAACCUAUCAAGGCUUCCCAGGAAUCACUUUCCCAGAUAGUUCUGGCUGAAGUGCCCAAGCAGCUAGUGUCAUAAUAUGAAUGGCCGGUAUGGCCCCCCCGAAACUGCCAGAAAUCAAGGUGAUGUAGAUUCAGCUAGCCCUGGCUACCUGUAGCACUGGGGUGAAGGAGAGCUGCCUGCAGCCACACUCUCCCUUACACGCUGUGGAUGCUCAGUGCCUUGAGAUUGCACCAGUCACACCACUUCUUUCACCUGUUUGCACUCAGUCUUUGAUCGUUCAAAGAUUUCUAUUGAAAGAAAUGUAAAUACAGAAAAACCUCCAAGUGCUGGAAGUUUUUGUUGCAGAAAGAUUGACCUUGUUUGUUUUCUACCUUGCAACAGCGACACUUUGUGACACAUCACACUGCACAUAGUUGCUUGACACAGCCCAUCUGCUGCUCACUAUCAGGGUAGGCUUCUGAACUGAGCUGCUCUAGUGCUGAGCUUGGUGAUAGAAGUGUUGCACCUGUGUUUGCUGUAAUGACACUUACCAUGUGCUCCUUGAUAGGUGUCUUUUAUCAAGCUGCCUUUCAAAUGGACGUGACCAAAGACUGUUGGUUGGAUGCCUGAUGUAGUUCCUGUUGUCUUCAUAAAGUGCCAGUAUAUUUUUUUUAUGUUUCAGUGACCAUACCUUUCUGAUAAUACCUUUCUUUUUAAUCACAUUUUUCUAUUAGCAAAAUUUUU
Molecule: messenger RNA, 1147 nt
Organism: Camarhynchus parvulus
Lineage: Eukaryota; Metazoa; Chordata; Aves; Passeriformes; Thraupidae
Gene: CPNE1
Product: copine 1
Biological process (GO): cellular response to calcium ion; positive regulation of tumor necrosis factor-mediated signaling pathway; regulation of canonical NF-kappaB signal transduction
Cellular component (GO): plasma membrane
Molecular function (GO): calcium-dependent phospholipid binding
Source: RefSeq, a predicted model, not a curated record